CCCCCUUCCCCAUAUCAUCUCAAAUGAAAGCAGUUCCGUAUUCUGUGCCGCUACUACAACCAUCACUUUCAACAGCACAAAUUCGUUCAAGCCUGUUUGUAAAAAUCAAUGCGCAUCAUCAACAUGGACCCAUGAUGUGUAGAAGGUCUGUCUUAAGGGCAUGUUUAAUUUUCCAUGAUGUCAUGAAGGAAGAGAAGGCCAGGGGCCCUUCAGCAGAAUACUGCAGUUGAGCCACAGAGAGGCUGAAGCUGCAUUCCACUUCAUCCGUACACCAUCUGUUUUUCCUUCAUCCCUCCUUUGGUAACUUGACAAUGACAUCACAUAGGAAACACCUGGUGAGGGACUUCAACCAUUUCAUCACCUGUUAUAUCUGUAAAGGGUACUUGAUCAAACCCACCACCGUGACAGAGUGCCUGCACACCUUUUGUAAAAGCUGUAUAGUCCAGCAUUUUGAGGACAGCAAUGAUUGCCCAAAAUGUGGUAUCCAGGUUCAUGAAACAAAUCCUUUGGAGAUGUUAAGGCUGGACAACACUCUAGAAGAGGUCAUUUUCAAACUUGUGCCUGGUCUUCGAGAAAAGGAACAGCAGCAAGAGAUUGAAUUCUGGAGAAGAAACAAAUCGAAAGAAAGUCCUGAUGAGGAUGGGCCUAUAUCUAAGAAGGCCCGAGUGGAUGAAGAUGUUAAAGGUGAUGGAGACUACCACAGGAGUGAUCCUCAGAUAGCCAUCUGUCUAGACUGCUUGCGUAACAAUGGGCAGAUGGGAGAGAACAUUGUUAAGGGCUUAAUGAAAAAAUUUAUUCGCUGCUCAAGAAGAGUGACCGUUGGAACAAUCAAGAAGUUUUUAAGUCUGAAGUUAAAGCUUCCCAGUUCUUAUGAGCUAGAUGUUCUAUGCAAUGGUGAGAUCAUGGGUAAAGACCACACUAUGGAGUUUAUCUACAUGACCCGCUGGAGGCUUCGGGGAGAAAAUGCCUACCCAAUGGUACUUGAAUAUCGACCACGCAUUGAUUUUGGCUAGGUUGAAAUAUCCUGCACUAAUUUCAGCCUAUCAACAGACAGCGAAUUGAAUGGACAUGUCCAGUUCUGAAGAUACACUCUACCCGUCUCUUCUGUUUAAUUACUUUGGCUCUCUUUAUUGAGAUCAGAAGCUUGUGACACUUACCGUGUGCCACAGGGAUUUGUGUGGUGUGGUUUAUUUACCAAAGUAACACAAAAGUCAUGUUUAAGGGCCUUUUCCAAUUUGCAUAUGAUGGUAUCUCAUUUUUUUAAAAAAGUCAUGAUUUACAAAUCUCAAGUAUAUGCGGCAGUGCCUUUUUCCAUACAUCAUCUUAUAAAGAGCUUCUGUGGAAAGACAUUUUAUAAAGAUUUAUAAAGAGGUGUUUUCGAAAGAAAAAAUUCCUUUUGUGUUCCACAGAAGGACCAAAGUCAUACAGGUUUUGAAAAACAUGAGAGUGAGUAAAUGAUGACAGAAUGUUCAUAUUUAGUGGUUUAAUAUUUUAAGUCUCCUGAUGUUUAAAGCUUUGGGCUGGUUCAGAGCCUCCAACAUCCUCCAAGGCUUUUAAACUGGUCUGUUUUUGAUUUUGCCCACUUAAGGGAUUUUAUUUAUUAUAGGCCAUACCUCUGUGCUCACACAAAUGCCUUUUUCUUUUGAGGGUUUUGGUGACUUCUCUGCACAUGUGCCUCAUUUUGUUUUUUAAAUAAAGGUGAAAUUAACUUAGCUAAACACGUUGAGUAGAGAUUUUACGAUGUCAUCAUACUUCCCUGGCAUCCUAAUUGAGAAAAGAGUUGAGCUUUACUGUCAUUGUGCCAUUAUUUUGGUUUAGGCAAUGACUUUCUUACAAUUUGUAGUACUCU
Molecule: messenger RNA, 1849 nt
Organism: Onychostoma macrolepis
Lineage: Eukaryota; Metazoa; Chordata; Actinopteri; Cypriniformes; Cyprinidae
Gene: pcgf5b
Product: polycomb group ring finger 5b
Exons: 9
Coding region: 312-1013 (233 amino acids)
Biological process (GO): regulation of transcription by RNA polymerase II
Cellular component (GO): PRC1 complex
Source: RefSeq, a predicted model, not a curated record